Messenger RNA from Misgurnus anguillicaudatus (oriental weatherfish), 1492 nucleotides. NCBI's taxonomy places the organism in Eukaryota, Metazoa, Chordata, Actinopteri, Cypriniformes, Cobitidae. The record is from RefSeq and is a predicted model, not a curated record.
UGGGCAGCGCGUCAAACCAACGAUAUUAUGUUGACACAAACGUAUGAAUGUCGAGGAAGUAGAGUUACCCGACGUCAACUUGAGUCGAAAUGCAAAUAUGUUCGAAAUUACAUUAUAUUUUUCAAGACUUUUCAAGCAAUAACUGACUAUAAGUGUUGUAAGCAGCCAUGCCAGCUCAGCCCGCUGCAAGGGAGCCAGAGGAGGAGAUGGAGGCUGACCCUGAGGUUCCUCAAACUAAUGGGGAGGUGGAGGAGGAGCGAGAGAGAGCAGAAGCGGAGGAAACCAUGGAGGAGAGUGGAGAGGACCGGGAUAGUGACCUGGAGGAGAGUGAGGCAGAGGAAGAGGAGGAAGAAGAGGAAGAGAGUUCAGAAAUGGACGAUGAAGAUUGUGAGAGAAGACGAACACAAUGCCUAGACGAAAUGUCUGACUUGGAAAAACAAUUUAUGGAGCUAAAAGAAAAGCUCUUUCAAGAACGUCUAAACCAGGUCAAGAUGAAGCUGGAUGAGGUUUUAACAGGAAAGGCAGGAGAGUACAGAGAACCUCUGGCAACACUGCAACAGAAUCUACAGCAGAGAACACAAGUAGCAGGUGUGUACAGAGAACUCUGUCUGCAGGUGGUCAGACACAAACAUGAAUGUGAGGUACAAGGGGCCAGACAACACCUUGAGAGUGAGAAGACACUUUUGUUUGAUGCCAUGAAAUCAGAACUUCUGGAGAAGAUACGCAGAUUGGAAGAGGACAAACAGAGUGUAGAUAUUACAUCAGAGUGGUGGAAUGAUGGAGUGAGGAUGAAGAAGUGCAAGAGGAGGAGUCACCUGAUUCGCACAGAAAGGAAGAAGAAAGCAGCACUAGUGUCAGGGCCGUACAUAGUGUAUAUGCUGAGAGACAUUGAUAUACUGGAGGACUGGACUGCCAUUAAGAAGGCUAAAGCAGCGCUGAUUCCCUUGAAGAAAAAGGCAGACAACAGGCAGAUUUCAGUGAAGUGUGAAGGUGGGACUCUUUUCUAUGAUGGAGAGAGAUUCUCCAAAGGCAGCAGUGUCUUUCUAGAAGUCAGCGACGACACCCCAGCACAGGCUGUAAUAACGGGGAUCAGCACAGGAGAGAUCUGGUUCAAGCACACAGAUGGCAGCAAAACCAAAAUCUACGUCUCCCAGCUUCAGAAAGGCAAAUACACCAUAAGAAAGGCUUAGAGUCUAGUGAAGACACUCAGCAAGUGUCCUGUUCUCAUCCCCCCUGUUGUGGCAGUGUGACGGGGCCAGUGAGACAAACAAAGAAUGGCAGAACAUUCCUGAAAAUAAAAGGACAUUUAAAAAAACCUCAGGACCCACCACUGCGAUGACACACACAUUCACACGUGACCAUAAGCAUAAAGGCAGACACGCACUUACCAGUCAUCUGCAUUACACACUCACAGACACGCACUGCUGGACCACCUGUCCUUGCUACCACACAGCCUCAGGGACGAAUUCACUGAUAAGAGCGAGAGAGAGAG